AUGCUUUGGGAUCCUGAGCAUUUAAAAAAGCUCACGUAUAAUGUUGCGGUGCGCAUUUUCACUCGUGAAGAGCCGUCAGGUGAGUACGCGGCUACCAUUAAGACGCCUAUGGAAUAUAGGCUGGCAAUAAAGCACGUCGGUAUCGGUAUCAUUAUGAAGUGGACCGCCCUGGAGAUUCAAGCUGCCAAGGAGGUGGCCAGUGUGUCGAAUCUUGCCGGCAUGAAUCAAGCCAAGGUUGCCGUGUUUGUCCGCGUGCAAUGUGGCGCCAACUAUCAGACCAUCUCCAACGUUCUAAGACUGGUCUGGGCAUUUUCGAUCGCUCUGGAUGCAUCUAUAUGCCAAGGCACGUCCUAUGUUGACAUUCGAGUUCGUUUUAUUUGGCAACGCAAACUCUUUAACUUGCACGUCAUAUCCGUCAUUCGAUUUGGUUUGCACACCGGUGUCACUCAGUUCGAGAUGCUCUGCAAGCUGCUCGACGUCCUCAGCCCCCGCUGGAAGCAGCCUUGGAUUGGCGCAUCCUCGGAUGGACCACCGAAAAUGACAGGCGCAAUAUCUGGUGUCAUCACUCGCCUGCAGCAAGCUAUCCUUGGCGGGUUCUAUCGCGUAUGGUGUCUGCUGCAUCAGCUCGACAUUUCAUUGCAAACGGCGUAUCAGAAAUUUGAUCAGGGUGGUGGUGGACGACGCCGGUCUCAAUGA
Messenger RNA from Hyaloperonospora brassicae, 696 nucleotides. Lineage: Eukaryota; Oomycota; Peronosporomycetes; Peronosporales; Peronosporaceae. The record is from the annotation of a GenBank genome assembly.